UUCUUGUGAGAGUUGGCUUUGGUGCUCGCCUCCUCCUGCUGCUGCUCCUCCUCCUGCUUGGUCUCCUUUGCUCACCCCUCGUCCUUAUCAGAUUGCCCCUGCCCCUCCGGCCGCUCCUUGUCGCCACUGCCGUCCGCCGUGUGGUCAGCGGCCCCUCAACCAUCCGCCACAGACACCCUCCCUCUCUCUCUCUCUCUCUCUUUGGAUGGCCAUAGACAAAACACCACAGCAGCACAACAGCACAGCGCUCCCAAGCCCGACUCGAUCAACUUCCCUCCCUCCAUCGUAUGCAGAGUGAAAAUCCACCAAGCCCCCCAGCAAGAACAUCCAUCCGUCAGUACACGUAGCAAAAGGCAGGGAAAGAGAGAGCCAGGAGGGCCGCUGGCAUAACGGAAAGACAGACAGCCGAGGGGAGGGGAGGGGAGGUCAGAAAGCAUAGUGGCUGUGGGCGAGGGACACCACGAAAGAAAAGAAAUGAAGGAACAAAAGAAAAAAAGUCGCUUUGUCGGGCUGUCUGGAUCUCUCUACGAAAAACACAAGAGGACGAAAAAGAAAACAAAUGUCGGCCGCCAAAACAAAACACAACAAACACGGGCGACCGACGCACAACAGAAAAAAAAGUCAGUCAGUGGGAGCGCUCGGGAGCGCCCCACCAGAUCGAAUAAACCCCCCACACCAUUCUCAUCCACCAGUCCUGCCGCGCCGACCUCACCCACCAGGUGUUGCCCUCCCCGCGCUCCCACAGCAUGACGCCGUUGACGUCGUCCUCGUACCAGCCCUCCUCCGCCUCCCCCUCCACUCCAGCGAGGCCGGUCAACUCGACCUGGGUGGCCAUGAACGGCUGGAACUGGAGCUUCGGGGGGGCGGGAGGGGAGGGGGGCAGGUAGUAGUGGUGCUGUGGGUGGGGGAGGGGCGGGGCGCAGGUGGUGGGCGGGUUGGUCGGGGCCUGAUCGAGCUCCUCGUCCGACCAGUUCUCCGCCACCUGUUCAGCACACAGCACAGCACAGCCCAGAGAUGAGUGUCGGCGUAUGUGUCUGAGGUGCGUGAUGAGUGUGUUUCAUGGCGUUGCGCGUGCGUCGCAGACUCACAUCAAACAUGUGGCGGAGCGCGUGAAGGAGCUGAUCCUGGUCCUGGGCAUCGUGCCAUCUAUGGAACUCCUGCAGAAAAGCACACAGAAGCCAUCGGAAACACUCCUGGGUCCAUUGGCUCCAGGUUUGCUGAUGCAAGCGUCGAAGGCGUGAGCUGCCUUGCAUUGGCAUGGCCGCACUCCCCGCCCUUUCACUCACCUCGGGGUGGUGGUCCCACAGCGCAGCGACCUUGUCGCACCACUCCAACACGUUAUCCCUACUCAAGUUGGGGAACUCUGGGGGGGCGGCAGGCAUCUUCUUCACAGCGGCGGCGCCUUCUCC
Vitrella brassicaformis is the source of this 1409-nucleotide messenger RNA. The record is from the annotation of a GenBank genome assembly. NCBI's taxonomy places the organism in Eukaryota, Vitrellaceae.